AUGACUAAAGCGCGCACCAAGAAGCCUUCUCAGGCAAAACCAACCGAGGACUUGAUUCCUCCAGUGCGGCCCUCCGAACAACGUUCUCUCGACCUUUCCAAUGCCGCAGGAUCUUUUGUACCUGCCCAACACACCUUGGACGAUAUCCCCAUGAUUCCGUUUCUCACUGCUGACAAUACCAAGAGGAGCAAACGUAGAGUUGUGAGUAUGCCGGUCUUUCCGCUGAUUGACCUGCAAAUGCUCAAUCGCAGCAAAUCGCAAAAUGAGGGUAGAUCCAAAAACGAAAACCAAUUAGGCAACCUGGACGUGCAAAAGACAGAACGCAAAUCUGAACGGCCCAAGAGUGAAUCUGCUAAACCUAGCAAUGAUGGCCAAAAGUAUAGACUUGAAACAUUGGACCAACGGUCGUUGGCCCCACUCCCGUUGCCAGGUAAAGAUGUCAAAUCCAAUGCUGGUUCGGGUUCCGGUACAUUGGCCGCGUCAGGGCUGCACACUACACUUGAUCCAGGAACGAAAUCUGACCUAUCUUUGAUGGAUAAGCUUCGGUUAUUGAGGCUGCACCUGGUGAAGGGAGGUAAAUCCAAAUCGAGAUCGUCGAAGUCGAAAUCGAAGUCUAAGUUGAAGACGAGGGGAAAAAGAGUGGUGUCGUCGCCUGCUGCUCUCACUCCUCCACCACCUCCACCUAAAGACAAAAAGGUGCAGCCAGCAUCGCGCAGAGUGGUGACCAGCCUAGCUAGAGAAACCAUUGCCGAGGUGGACGAGGAAAAUGACGGAAGUCCCAUUGUGGAGAAAGAUUUGAAGGCAGAGCAACACUCUAACUUCGCAAAGUACAUUGCUGAACAAGUUUCUAAUGGUGAACAAACUUCCAAUAUGGAACAGGUUUCCACUGGCGAACAAACAUCAUCUAUUGGUGAAGUCAUCACCAUGUCAGACCUUCUGGUUCGUCCACUUCAAAUUUAUCAACUUCCAGCCUUGGAUCCAAUUCUGGAAUCAACAAAGAAUACUCUGCCAACAGAUACAAUUUCCAACAGCUUUUUACAAUCGUAUUUGGAUAACCUGCUGGACAACAGUCGACGUCUGCUGACAGAAUCGGUGCUGAAUAUUUAUGAGACAUACUUAGGUUUCGUCUCUGAAGAAUCUCUUCAUUCAGAUGCCAGUUCUGUUCCUUCAGAUGUUCACUCGGGUGCUUUGGAAUUAUCAAGCGAGACAAAUUCAGCAUCGAGUGUUUACAGCGAAUACAAUGAAGCCAACAACGAGGUGGAUAGUUUAUUCGAAAGAGAGGCCAAGGGAUCUGAUCUGUCUCCUCUCAGUGUUUAUCAUACUCCGGGCGAGAGGUCUCCAAUCAGUGGAUACCAGACACCCAUCAGUGAUAUUCUGAUCCCUCUGGUCCAUCUAGUUCGUCCUCCGCCUGAGUCAUUACUGGUUCCACUGUUGCAUGUUCUUCCGAUUCCAAUGCAACCAGGGAACUCAAUUCACCAAGCACUCGACUCAGGAGUGGGACAAGGGGGACCAAUGGAACCAGAGGAACCACAAGAACCACAAGCACCGCAAACAUCACAAGUACCACAGGCAUCUCAGGUACAACGGGAGCGACCGGCACCAACGGGACCACUACAAGCACCUCCGUUACCACCUCGAAACGUAUUCCUUAAUAGGGACCAACCUCAGCAUGAACCUCAGCAUCAACAUCAGCAUCAGCAUCAGCAUCAGCAUCAACAUCAACAUCAACAUCAACAUCAACAUCAGCAUCAUCAACACGAGAGUGAACUUCAACAACAGCAUAUGGAGCAACAGACGCAGCAAGAUAUCUCAGAAUUAAAUUAUCAAAUGCAUGCAUUUCCAAAUGUUCCUGGAAUUCUGUCUGAUCUGAUACCCUCGGUUCCUCAGGUGAAUGUUAUUCCCUUGGAGCAUCACGAUGGCCCGUUGCUGGUUCCGCUGCUUCAAGUACUUCCUCUACAGCAACAACAGCAGCAGGACUACCACCACCAGAUGCAAGAUGUACCUAAACAAUUACCUCCGGUUCCGGCUCAACUUUUCCCUUUCCCACCAUUUCAGCACACCGAGCAUUCUCAAUUAGCACACCCUCAGCAUCCACUGCCUCCACUUCCCCCUCUACCUCCAUCACAAGAACAACUUCAACCCCCACAGGUUGCUGUUCCAAUGAGAGUCAAGGCAGAGCAACAAAAAGCUGAGGAAGACCUUCGCGAAGUUCCUGAAGUAAAGAUCGAUCCACCUUCAAAACCAGCAGCCGAUCUACAACAGCUUCCACAGGUUAUUGUUCAAAAGCCUCGAAUUUCUUCUCUUCAAGUGGAAUCUAAACGUCGUGUGCACCAGCAGCCUUUCAAUCUGUCUUCUCAGACACAAAAAGUCGAACAAUCUAAGAGAAAAUCACUACCAACCGUCCCCGGCCGUAGAGUCGUCAGUGAAUACAUGGGUUUAAAGGAGCCAUUUGGUUACUGUCUCGACACGGGCGCAGAUUACCAAGCUUCACGCUUCAUGAUCCCUCAAAAGGAAGCUGUGAGGAGGAGGUUGGGCGAAGAAUAUGCUCCUCUGAACAGACAAUACAGUACAGCAUACACGGAAUACAGAAACAAGAGUCUUCCAGCCUCUCCUAGUCAUGAAGAGAAGAGAUAUUUAACAAAGGAACGAAGACAAGCUUCAAGGGAGAUUCCAAGGGAAAACAAGCCUAGUGCAGAGCCAAUAGGAAAGCCUCGACCUAGGCCGUUGUCAGUGCCAGUUUUCCAGAUCAAGUCAUUUAUCAGUCAUAAGCAAGCUGCACGAGAGAAGGAUGUAAAGCGUCGAUCGGUAAUCUACUAA
Molecule: messenger RNA, 2817 nt
Organism: Sungouiella intermedia
Lineage: Eukaryota; Fungi; Ascomycota; Pichiomycetes; Serinales; Metschnikowiaceae
Source: the annotation of a GenBank genome assembly